AUGAGUAAUAUCAAAGUUGCAAUACGAUGUCGUCCGCUCUUUGAGAAUGAACGCCCUGCUGUUGGGUUGGAGUUCUACCAAGGACGCCGCAUCCUCCUGGAUAACAAGACAUAUGACCCCGACCACAUCUUUCCUCCCACAUCCACGCAGGAUGAGGUUUUUGCUGCAUGCCAACCGAUCCUACAGAGCGUGAAGGAUGGUUUGCACGGGACGGUGAUGGUCUACGGGCAGACAGGUACCGGCAAGACCCACACAAUGUUGGGUGUCCCCGGCGGAACAGACGGCAUUGCCCACCGAAUGAUUGCAGCCAUGUUGGAGCAUGUGCAACAGCGGACAUUAGAAGAGUCGAAGUGUGCGUUAACCCUCUCCAUGAUUGAAAUAUAUAAUGAAAAACUUACAGACAUGCUGAGCGAAAACGGAGAUGCGGAGGUAACACUUGUUGGUGGCUUUCCAAAAGCGAUGGUGAAGUUGACAUUAUCUCGCCUGAGCGAUGCCAAUGAAGCGAUUCAACGCGGCCUCAGUUGGCGACACACCGCAAUGACACUCAUGAAUGAGCGCAGUAGUCGUUCACAUGUUGUAUUUAUUCUUGACCUUGAGGAACAAAAUGCCUACACGGACACGGUGGAAUUGGCGCAUCUUUUCAUGGUUGACCUGGCAGGAAGCGAGAGUCUCAAGAAGUCCCAAGUGAAUGGAGUAGCGGCAAAUGAGGCGGGGAAAAUUAAUAAGUCCUUGUUGGCGUUGAAAAGUGUAUUUUUGGCGCUUGCAAACUCCAAUGAGGCAACACGGCCUAGCCACGUGCCAUACCGAGAUUCUAAGCUUACGGAACUACUUCGAGACUCCAUUGGGGGCUCGGCACGCACUCUCAUGAUUGCCUGCAUCUCCGCUGUGGGGCGGGACAUUGAGGAGACGAAAUCCACCCUCAUGUACGCCGUGAAGGCGAGGUCAAUCCGCAACGCAGCGAACACGGAACGAGAAAAGUUGUUGGUUCGCCUUCGCUCAUUUGAGUUGGAAAACCAACGUUUGCGCAAUCGUUUGCAGGAACGUGUUGUGGAGCGGGGCGGGUAUUACGUUAACCGGGAGGAACACGAGCGAAUUCAGCAGUUGGAGGAGGAGCAUCAGGCGCUGAAGGUGGAUUUGGAAGAUUUGCUGCGGGAGAGGCAGCAGAACGAUGCCUUGCAGCAUAUAAACAUCUCACAGACAGCCAUUUUGCAGGCUAUGAUUGAGGAAAAGGAGGAUGAGUUGUGUCGGUUCAAGCAGAUAUAUCACGAAGCUCUUACUCAAUUUGACGCACAGCUGUGUUUACUGCAGCGGGUCGUGCAGGAGGCUGUGUCUGGGGCGUAUGAAGCUGCACAGCGGAGUGCAGAGGUUGUGGCCGGGCGGCUUGAGGAGUGGCGUGUACAUGCACUGCGCGAGGAAAAUGAGGAUGGUGGCCUGAAUGAAGAGGAGAAGAACGGGGAGGGAGAAGGGACAAGAAUGGCAAGAGGGCAGGAAGGGGUGUUGGCACUUUCUCGUGAUUACGAGAAGGAGGCGGUACGACUGGUGGACCGCAUCAAUGACGGCUUCCGCAGCCUCAGUCAAGAGGUCCUCGCCGUGACGCAAAGUCACUGUGCCACGGUCCAGGCGUUGCAGGAACGUCGUCAAGCAUCGUUGGAGUCCUUGCAGCGAACUCUGCAAGAGCAAGUGCGGGAAGUGCUGUCCGCGUACGCACGGGAGCAGACACGGCUGGACAAGGAGCUCGAAGAUGAACACCGCCUCUUUGAGAGCGGCAUCUCCGUCACGGCGAAUCAGUCAUCUUCGCCCGCAGAUGUGUUGCCGUUCCGGCACAUGGUACGGAAUGUCUGCCGCGACGCGGUGGAGAGUAGUAAGGAAUACUUCCCACCCUGCAGUCUUGACGAGAACUUGGCGGAGUCGCUGCGGCUCAUCAAUGAGUCCUUUCGCGUGAAGGCGGCCAGCGCCUCGCUGGCGGCGUUGGUGCAAAUGGGGAACAUGCCACCGUCCCGUUCUUCCAACUCGUCGCUAUCGACCACCACCACCACCAACACAGCUACGACAACAACCCCCACUGCCGCUAAUGCCAUGACUGCGACGGCGGCUUUCGUUUCAAGCGGAGAUUCACAGCCAUCGGUGCUUUCUACUAAAGUUGUGAACCGGACAGCAGGUAAUAACGGUGGUGUCAAGGCGAAGCGGCUUCGUAGUGGCAGUGCCAUGUCUGACUCGCGGCGUACUUCUGCACGCCAGGAAAAGUAG
Molecule: messenger RNA, 2247 nt
Organism: Trypanosoma cruzi
Lineage: Eukaryota; Euglenozoa; Kinetoplastea; Trypanosomatida; Trypanosomatidae
Product: kinesin, putative
Exons: 1
Coding region: 1-2247 (748 amino acids)
Biological process (GO): mitotic spindle organization; microtubule-based movement
Molecular function (GO): microtubule binding; ATP binding; microtubule motor activity
Source: RefSeq, a predicted model, not a curated record